AUCAAUUGCAAUGGCGGCGUCGCUUACAUCAUGCCCAACUUGCGUGAUGCCCUGCGCCAGGUUCGGCUGCCUGACAGGCCUCGGAGACUCUGGGUCGACUCCAUCUGCAUCAACCAGGCGAAUCCCCAAGAACAAGGGCGUCAGGUAUCCUUGAUGGGGCUCAUCUAC
Molecule: messenger RNA, 168 nt
Organism: Canariomyces notabilis
Lineage: Eukaryota; Fungi; Ascomycota; Sordariomycetes; Sordariales; Chaetomiaceae
Product: HET-domain-containing protein
Exons: 1
Source: RefSeq, a predicted model, not a curated record